CAAACUACAAACCCAAUAAAUAAAGUAAAAGUAAUCACCUGCUUUACAAAAAAGUUUCGACCGUCCGAUCAAAAUGACUAAAACUUGCCUCUUAUGAUUUAGGCUACCUAAUUUCUCCAAAAGCAAUCUUAACCGUUAAGUAGUCUGACUUUUUUCCAUUAGCAAGUCCUGAUAAUCAAAUUUCCCUGUACAAAAAAGUCUGUCAACUUUAUACCUGGGGCCCAUUUGAACAACCUGUGGAACGCGUACUACCCAAUAACAGCCAAAGAAUAUUUCUAUUCUUCUUGUUUGUUCUUCUUCUCUGUUACCCGUUUCCUUUCCUUUUUCCUUUUCUUUUUCUUUUACCCUCUCCAAUUAUUAGGGUUUAAUUUAGCGCAGCCGCUUUUGAUCUUCUCGAUCAGUGAAGGUUAAAGUCUGCAUCAAAUUUGGUGAUUUUAAGCUUUCAGAAAUACUAGGGUGAUGGAAGUUACACAGGUGCUUUUGAAUGCACAAUCAAUAGAUGGAGCCUUGCGGAAGAAUGCUGAAGAAAGCUUGAAACAGUUUCAGGAGCAGAACCUUCCUGGUUUCUUGCUUUCACUUUCUGGAGAGUUGGCAAAUGAGGAGAAGCCUGUUGAAACACGCAAAUUAGCUGGUUUGAUACUUAAAAAUGCAUUGGAUGCUAAGGAAGAGCACAGGAAGUAUGAGCUUGUGCAAAGAUGGUUGUCCUUGGAUGCCAAUGUAAAGAGCCAGAUUAAGGCAUGCUUAUUAAAGACUUUGUCUUCUCCAGUAUCUGAUGCUUGGUCAACUGCAUCUCAAGUCAUUGCCAAGGUUGCUGGCAUUGAGUUGCCACAGAAACAGUGGCCCGAGUUGAUAGGUUCACUUCUAUCAAAUGUUCAUCAGCUACCAGCUCAUGCCAAGCAAGCUACUUUGGAGACUCUUGGGUAUUUGUGUGAGGAGAUCUCCCCUGAUGUUAUUGACCAAGAUCAAGUAAAUAAAAUACUUACAGCUGUAGUUCAAGGUAUGAGUGCUUCGGAAGGAAACACUGACGUAAGGCUUGCGGCUACAAGAGCACUUUACAAUGCGCUGGGAUUUGCUCAGGCGAAUUUCAGCAAUGACAUGGAGCGUGAUUAUAUCAUGAGAGUUGUCUGUGAGGCAACCCUGUCCCCAGAGGUGAGGAUUAGGCAGGCAGCUUUCGAGUGUUUGGUCUCCAUGUCAUCAACUUACUAUGAGAAACUAGCUCCUUAUAUCCAGGAUAUUUUUAACAUCACAGCAAAUGCUGUGAGGGAAGAUGAGGAACCUGUUGCCCUUCAAGCCAUUGAGUUCUGGAGUUCAAUAUGUGAUGAGGAGAUAGAUAUUUUGGAAGAAUAUGGCACUGAUUUCACUGGGGACUCUGAUAUUUCUUGCUUUUAUUUUAUCAAGCAGGCACUCCCUGCACUUGUUCCUAUGCUGCUGGAGACACUGUUGAUGCAGGAGCAGGAUGAGGAUCUGGAUGAAGGGGCUUGGAAUGUUGCAAUGGCUGGGGGAACAUGUCUUGGUUUGGUUGCACGGACUGUAGGAGAUGAUAUUGUCCCUCUUGUUGUGCCCUUUAUUGAGGAGAAUAUAACAAAACCAGAUUGGAGACAGAGGGAAGCGGCAACUUAUGCCUUUGGUUCAAUCUUAGAGGGACCUUCCCCUGAAAAAUUAAUACCUCUUGUGAAUGUUGCCCUAACAUUCAUGCUCAGUGCUUUGACAAAGGACCCCAAUAGCCAUGUCAAAGACACUACGGCCUGGACCCUUGGACGUAUCUUUGAAUUCCUUCAUGGUUCAGCUGUGGAUUCACCCGUCAUCACUCAGGCAAAUUGCCAGCAGAUAGUCACGGUUCUGCUACAGAGUAUGAAGGACACUCCAAAUGUUGCUGAGAAGGCCUGUGGUGCUCUCUAUUUUCUUGCUCAAGGUUAUGAGGAUGUAGGUCAAUCAUCUCCUUUAACUCCUUUUUUCCAGGAAAUUGUCCAGUCCCUUCUCACUGUCACUCACCGAGAAGAUGCUGGAGAAUCCCGGCUGAGGACUGCUGCCUAUGAGACAUUGAAUGAGGUGGUGAGGUGUUCAACCGACGAGACAGCUCCAUUGGUGUUGCAAUUGGUGCCUGUCAUCAUGAUGGAACUUCAUAACACUCUCGAAGGGCAGAAACUGUCAUCUGACGAAAGGGAGAAGCAGAGUGAAUUGCAAGGCCUUCUUUGUGGGUGUUUACAGGUCAUUAUUCAGAAGCUUGCUUCAUCAGAACCAACCAAGUAUGUAUUCAUGCAGUAUGCAGAUCAAAUAAUGGGACUUCUCCUCAGGGUUUUUGCGUGUAGGAGUGCUACUGUACAUGAGGAGGCCAUGCUUGCAAUUGGAGCCCUUGCUUAUGCAACAGGACCAGAUUUUGUGAAGUACAUGCCAGAGUUUUAUAGGUACUUGGAAAUGGGUCUUCAGAAUUUCGAAGAGUACCAAGUGUGUGCUGUCACCGUUGGUGUUGUGGGUGAUAUUUGCAGGGCAUUGGAGGAAAAAAUUGUUCCUUACUGUGAUGGGAUUAUGACACAGCUUCUCAAGAAUUUAUCGAGCAACCAGUUGUAUCGUUCUGUCAAGCCUCCCAUAUUUUCAUGCUUUGGGGACAUUGCAUUGGCAGUAGGAGAGUAUUUUGAAAAGUACUUAAUGUGGGCCAUGUCUGCUCUUCAGAGAGCAGCAGAGUUGUCUACCCAUGCAGCAGGCGGUGAUGAAUUUACAGAGUACAUAAAUUCCCUGAGAAAUGGAAUUCUGGAGGCAUAUUCUGGGAUUUUCCAAGGGUUCAAGAACUCUCCAAAAACCCAGCUUUUGAUUCCCUAUGCUCCUCACAUCCUCCAGUUCUUGGAUGGCAUAUACGUGGAGAAAGACAUGGACGAUGUGGUUAUGAAGACUGCCAUUGGAGUCCUUGGAGAUCUAGCUGAUACAUUGGGAAGUCCUGCUGGUUCUCUGAUAAAGCAAUCUCUCUCAAGCAAAGACUUUUUAAAUGAAUGCUUGUCUUCAGAAGACCAUAUGAUUAAAGAAUCUGCUGAAUGGGCCAAGUUGGCCAUUAGUCGUGCCAUUUCUGUUUGAGAGUUUUGCCAUUCAGCAUGUUUAUUUUCUUUUGGAAGUCCAUGCAUUUGGGUGUGUUGAGUUGAGGGUCUGGGAUUGCACGUGUCAAGCCAUUGUCAUUGUCAAGACAACAGAAGUUAUGUGUCUUCAAGUUGUCACUAACUCUUGCAUCAUCAUCAUCAUGGGGUCGUAUUGCAUUUAUUUUUUGUAACGGAGGAAGUGGUUUGGGAUUGUUUAAGAGAAUUUGGUGGUGUCUCCAUGAGAUUGGGGGGAGUGAGUAUCAUUUGGUCCUGAAGGGUUGAAGUCAGGAGGGAUCGGCAAGUGUGACGUGCUGGCGUGACUAACUAGUCAGGUAGCUUGGUCACUUGCUGUUAAGACAAACAUCAUUUUUGCCUUGGUGUGCUUUUUUCCAAGUAAAUUUAGUUGUUGGAAUGGAUGAGUGAGGAUCUGGUUCACAGUGCUGCAGCACUUCAAGACAUCUCAAGUGCUGCGUUUCACCAUAUUCUUCCAUCACCUAGUUUUGGUUCCAAGUGUUCGUGGCCCCCUUCUUUUUUGUAGUUAAAGUAAUGCAUAUUUCUUUAAGUAUACAUCAGUGGCUGGGUUGCAUUUAAUCUCCGCUGUUUAUAUAAAUAUAUAUAUAUAUAUAUAUAUGUACUUGGGGUCGUGGGUUAACCACAUGCUGCAUUCUAUUGGGAGCAUUCGACUAUUGUGGUUCCUUUUUUUCCUUUUUUUUUUUUUUUUGUAUAAUUUCAAUUGUUACCAACAUCAGGAGUCGAUUGUUCAAGUAUCAUGCAUUCAUAAAUUAUCCGAUUUGCGUUUCCUUUGGGUAUACCUUCUUUUUUUUCUUUUGUUCUUUUUUUUUUUUUUUUUACUUUGUCGUUGUUUUUGCUUCAUAGUUAAGAUUGUAUAAAUUAUAUUUUUGGGUCGUCGCUGCUUAUAGAAGGUGACUAUUAAAUCAAAAUUUGGGCUAAAAUUAAAAGGGAUGAAUAUCCUGUUCUGCCUCAUUAUGAAUUGGAAUUAAAUGCUUGAUUUGUGCGAUUGCCUAUUUUCUUCAGUUUUCUUCACUAGACUUCGAAUUGCGACCAUCCUCUCUCCUAACUCCUCUUUUCUCUCUUUGUC
This is a messenger RNA of Durio zibethinus, 4164 nucleotides long. Its product is annotated as importin subunit beta-1-like. NCBI's taxonomy places the organism in Eukaryota, Viridiplantae, Streptophyta, Magnoliopsida, Malvales, Malvaceae. The record is from RefSeq and is a predicted model, not a curated record. Gene Ontology annotation, molecular function: small GTPase binding. Gene Ontology annotation, biological process: protein import into nucleus.